AUGGCAGACAGUCCGUCGUUUGAGGUCAUUGUUUUGGGCCCCACUGGUGGACCAUGCGAAGACCGAACUACCGGCCUUCUCGUGCGAACAAAGUCCACAAAUUGGUCUCCCGGAUCAAUUGUAGCUGUCGAUGCGGGGACUAUGCUAGCGGGAAUCAUUCGCAUACUUAAACCACAUGUCCCAAGUUCGAAUUUGAAGACUAGCCGCGCCAAACCUGUCUUGAAAGAAGGACCUUUAAAGGGUCUAAAAUUACCUUUUGUGACCGCCGAGGCUAAUGCGGCCUAUGUCUUCCAGGAAAUCAUUGGCGCGUUUCUUAUCACUCAUCCCCACCUGGACCAUGUUUCCGGCCUGGCAAUCAACACGCCGAUCAUUGAGGCGGGAAGUGGGCCAAAACCCGUUGCGGCUCUGCCGUCUGUGCUAGCUGCUAUUAAAAACCACGUGUUCAAUGAUGUGAUCUGGCCCAAUUUGUCGGAUGAAGAUGGUGGUGCUGGUCUCUUGACAUACCAGCGGUUGGUUGAGGGUGGAAACCCGCGAUUCGGCAAUGGAGAAAGCAGAGGAUACGUUCGUGCAUGCCAAGGAAUCGUGACUAAAUGUUUGAGUGUCAGUCAUGGCCGGUGCAAGCAGAGAUAUCAUCCAGAAAGCGGAGUUCAUCAUCGUGUUGGAAGUGCUGUAUUCAAUCACGGAGAGCCAAGACUUCUGCGUCCAAGAGCGAUAUCUGUGGACCAGUCUACAGAGGGAUACUAUUCUCCAGCUCGAUCGCCUCGUCUCAUCCCUGGUGAGCCCAUGCUAGCAACUGUUGAAAGCUCUGCUUUCUUCCUCCGCGACCAUGAAAACGGAAAUGAAAUCAUCGUCUUCGGGGACGUUGAACCGGAUUCGAUUUCCCUUGAGCCACGGAACCGACGUGUCUGGGAAACAGCUGCCCCAAAGAUCGCUAAUGGAAAACUCCGCACUAUCUUCAUCGAGUGCUCUUACACCGACAGCAUCGAUGACGUAUAUCUUUAUGGUCAUUUAUGUCCGCGCCACCUCGUUGCAGAGCUCACCGUUCUAGCUGACUUGGUCAUGUAUUCGCGAGACAAUCACUACGGUGGAACUGACCGAAAGCGAAAGCGGCCAAUAUUGGGUGAAAGUCUCUUGGAUGAAAAUAGUCCUCGCAACAAGCGUACUCUAAGUUCCUCGAGCGGCAAAGCACGUUCGUCCUCGUCGAGGGGCCCAUAUAACGAACCUCUUGAUGGACUUGGCGAUCUUUACACUUUUGAAGAGUUUGAUCCCCCGGACCCAACCCGCUGGGCUACUGUCGAAAACCCUCCCUUAGCUGGAUUGUCUGUUUAUAUCAUCCAUAUCAAGGAGACACUCAAAGAUGACGGUAGUCCUGGCCCGCGCAUUAUACAGGAGCUGAACGACCACAGCGUUGCAGUCAGGUUGGGGUGUAGCUUCUUUCUCCCCGAUACAUCAGUGGCUAUCUCCUGUUGA
This is a messenger RNA of Penicillium pulvis, 1470 nucleotides long. RefSeq names its product 3',5'-cyclic-nucleotide phosphodiesterase PDE1 (gene pdeA). NCBI's taxonomy places the organism in Eukaryota, Fungi, Ascomycota, Eurotiomycetes, Eurotiales, Aspergillaceae. The coding region runs from base 1 to 1470 and encodes 489 amino acids. The transcript is spliced from 3 exons. Gene Ontology annotation, molecular function: 3',5'-cyclic-GMP phosphodiesterase activity; 3',5'-cyclic-AMP phosphodiesterase activity. The record is from RefSeq and is a predicted model, not a curated record. Gene Ontology annotation, biological process: negative regulation of glucose mediated signaling pathway; cAMP catabolic process; cGMP catabolic process.